Molecule: messenger RNA, 2706 nt
Organism: Rhipicephalus microplus (southern cattle tick)
Lineage: Eukaryota; Metazoa; Arthropoda; Arachnida; Ixodida; Ixodidae
Source: RefSeq, a predicted model, not a curated record
UUGAGGCUGUGUGUAGGAGCGUUACCACACUGGAACCGCCUUUCUUUGUCGGAAGGGUUGGCGUGGAGCGUCUGUUAGUGUAACUAGUAGGUCUGUUAUUAAGGUUAGUUGGUCUGCCGCGUUCAAUAUCCGUGUAUGCGCUGCUGUGGCGGUAACGGUCAGUAGCCCGUCGCCGGCGUUAGUCACAGCAACAUACUAUCCGCAUGAGCCGACGCAAACAUGUUCCAGACAACACGUGCGGAUCUCGGCGCCGACAACAUCUCAGAAGACGAGGAAGCAUCUUUGGUGAAGGAGCGCGACCGGACUUUGCGCACAGCACUGGACCAGAUCCAGCAACGGAGACGUGCGCCUCCUCCAAACCCCCCCAAUCUGCCUUCUAUCGUAGGAGUAGUAGAACACCAGUUUAAGGAUUGCGGGGAUGGCGGCGAUGCCGUUGAGGCCACAGUAGACAGUGAAACUGCGACUCCUAUGAAGCCAUCUCCAUCCCAGGAUCCACUGGUGGCUCUACGGCAACGGGAGUGGCUGCGCAACCUUCAAGAGCAACAGGAGCUUCAAAGUCUUAAGGUUGCUUCAUUCUCACCUUUGAAACAGGACUUGACUCUGAAGGAGAAGGAGGAACAGUUGCUGUUCAAUGGUGAAGUACCCCCCCUGUUGCCAGUACAGUCUUCCGCACCGGCAACAUGCACCACAACAACCGUGUCCUCAACCUCAUCUACCUCGACACCGUGUUCCAUCACCACGUCAUCACAUUCCAAAUGCACCACCACCUCUUCUACCAUGGGCUCCAUGAACUCUAUGCGUGCUAGAGCCAGCAGAGCAUCUUCGGGGAGUAGGGGUCGGGGCAGCAGUCGCUCCAGGCCACCAAGUGUUCACCACAAUAGCCGGGGCGGGCCCUUGCAUCGCAGGGGACAGCACGGUGGCCGUUGGGGUCAAGAAUGCCGGGCCAAGGAGAUUUCCAUGCCUCAGGGUAGAGAAAAUACUACACCUAAAGGCAGAGAAGAUGCCACGCCUCAGGGCAGAGAAAAUGCCACGCCUCAGGGCAGAGAGAAGCCUGUGCAACAAACUGGGCAGGCCAGCAAUGAACGAGGACAUGCCAACAGCCCACAGAAGACGACAGAGCUUGCAAGCUGGCAGAAAAAGGCGACGCCAGUGUCAGUUGAGGACGAGGCAGCCAUGCUAGCGCAGGCGAUUGAGCUCAGCCACCUGGACAGCGCUGCCGAUAGCAAAUUGGAAGAGGAGCAGCUACGCAUUGUCCUGGAGCAGUCUCGGCAGGAGACACAAAGAAGAAUAGGAGGAGGAGGCAAUCACAGGCGUGGGGCAUCACGUUCUGGCCGCCGAGGUUGGGGAGGCCCCGGAAGAGGGGGAGGAACUGCCGAGAGUUGCCCGCAGGCUUCACCCCCGCCACAUCUGGCAGGGCCCCCAAACCGCCGCAAUGGCUUCACCAUCGUGGGCAGCAUAGAUGCCGGUCCCCUCACCUCCGGAGCCAAGCUUUCUCCUCCUUCACUGCACCAAGUUCCACCUCAUCCUCCUAAGCCUCCACUUUUGCCUCCUCCUCCUCCUCCUCACCAGCCACUUCCUUCCCCUCCGUCAUCUACUAGUGCAGAGCCUGCCGUGUCGUUCGACCAGUGGCUGUCUCUGUGCAGCCGCUACAUGCCCCUUCUGGCGCAAAGCAUGGUGGAGCUUCAACGCACGUGUGCCACGAUGCGUUCUGUGGCUCCAUCUCUCGAAGGGUCGCCCCUGUUGCUGCCACCCCCACUUUGGUCACCCCACUUUCCUCCACCAGCUGCACAGUCACCUCUGUCACCCAUGCCCCCUCCUCCUCCCUUAAAUCCACCCAUGAAUCCACCCUUGAAAUCUCCCAUGACCUCAUCCACGACCUCACCCAUGGGCCUGCCUCCUUCCAUAGGCCCUUCUCAUGUGGCCCCACUUGAGGGGGGUCUGCUCAGUGCUGUUGCUGCCUCAACCUUCCAAUGCCUUACCCCGCCAGUACGAACACCAAGGCCGGUCCGUGGUGCUGGCCACAGUGCUGGCUUGCAGCAGAAAAAUUUGCAACACGAUCACCAACAGAUGCCAGCUGCACAUUUCGAUGACAAGAGGCAGCAGCACUCCAAUGAACAGAUCCACGUUGGAGAGCAGGCUUCAGGCGAUGCGGGUCAUCGUCUGCACCAUAAAAAUGCGCAGCACCAUCCGCAUCAACCACCUCCUCCAGCAGCUGCUAAUGCUGGCAGAAAGCAGCCACACACUGAACUGGUACAGGGCGCCAAACAAAGUUCUGACGACGCUGGGCGUCGCCAGCAUCAGAAACCCGCGCAACAGCAGCCCCAGCAGCCCCCAGCCAUCAAUACGGUCAAUAAGUUGCACACGUCUGAACAACCACAUGCCCCUUCUCGAGGCAAGGCUCGCAUGAAGAAGAGGAAAGGAGGCAAGCCGACUUGCUCUUAACUUCCGUAUUGCGAUCUGAGUGAACGCCUUCCAUAACGUCCAAAUGAAAUCCUGGGUGGCUAGUAGUCAGCUGGCCGGAUAUAUUGUCUGCAGAAGCUUCAGUGCGGCGACUGAGCCUCAUAGCAACAAUUUUGCUUUACUGUGGCAUGGUGCCUUAUUAAUAUAUUAGUGAAAUUUCGCCUGUUUGGUUUAAGACCAAGAUUGUGGUCUGCAGUGUGUAUAAAUGAAAAAUAAAUGAUUUAUUCAUCUUAUUCAAACAGCCAA